CGACAAUGGUCAGAUUGGAACGGGGCGAAGAUGGCGCAGGGCCGAGUGAUCCUGUUCGGCGACUUCACGGCGGAAGAGACGCAAGAAGUUCUGGCGACUUCACAUAUUGCACCGCCGCCUCAACAACCCAAACUCGCCAAGCCGUUUUCGUGGUCUAACCUCGCGAAAUCACAGACAGCUAGUGGCCCCUCGCGGCCGCCACCAACGGUGUCUGUGAACACAUUGACGACGACGCUAGAAACUGCAUUUGAGGAAGCGCUGACCGAACUGAAUCUGCACGAGUGCGCAAGGGAUCUCCAGCGUCGAGGCUUUGUGAAUCAAGGCAACACGUGCUUCCAGAACGUCACGUUUCAAGCGCUGUUGGCAUGCCCUCCAUUUCGAAACCUCCUUUGCCUCCUGUCUGCCAAAGCUGGCGACAUCAACGUCACACGUCAGCCUCUCGUCGGGUGGAAGCACUUGAUUCAGCUCAUUCGAGAGCUCGACGAGCCGACGCUCGCGCAGCAAAUGACCAUGAAGCAGCAGCACAAGAAACCGGCAGCUCCUGUCAUCUUGUCGCCGCACUUCCUCCGGCUGUUCCAGUCGGCCAACGGCAUGCAGCAGGACGCACUCGAAUUCCUCGAGUUCCUCCUCGACCAUCUACACGUCGACUUUGAGACGAGCCCGUGUUCGUUUCCGCUGCAUGCGCCCGCGUCUCCCCACGAUGGAUGGGCCGAGAUCCAGAAACACGGAAAAGCAUCCAUCGUCCACCACAACAUUGUCGAGAACCAUUCACCGAUCACAUUUCUUUUCAAAGGCACGCUGCGGUCCGAGCUCAUUCGGGCGGGGCGCAAAGUCGGCGCCGCCACGAUCGAGCCAUUCCACUGCCUCCACUUGACCACGCCAUCGUUGACCGCGACGCUGUCCCAGAUGAUCCAAGCCACGAUGGCAGACGAGGUACGACCGUUCGGACCAACACCGCUUCGAACACGCACUUCCAGGUCCUCGAGCCAUCCACCCUCAAGCGCACGACGUUCGAGACGCUUCCCGUCGUCCUCACGCUCCAUGUCAAGCGGUUCACGUACGACGCGGUCCAAGGGCCACUCAAACUCGACACGGUCGUUCAGUACCCCGUCGAGCUCGAUCUGCCGCCGUCGCUGUUUUCACCAACGUUGCUGCACGAGACAAAGCGCGCCACGUACAAGCUGUUUUCGGUGAUCUCGCACCAUGGCCAGCACGCAGUCGGCGGCCACUACACUGUUGUGUGCUGCGACGCCAAAGACCAGUGGUCGCUCUAUGACGACGACGCGGUGCAGUACGUACCCAAGCACGCGGCGCUCGCCGAACGCGCCUACCUCCUCUUUUACCUCCGCGUGACUCCAUGACAAUAGAUGCCUUCUUCUCGAGUGUA
Molecule: messenger RNA, 1387 nt
Organism: Aphanomyces invadans
Lineage: Eukaryota; Oomycota; Saprolegniomycetes; Saprolegniales; Verrucalvaceae
Exons: 8
Coding region: 31-1194 (387 amino acids)
Biological process (GO): protein deubiquitination
Cellular component (GO): nucleus; cytosol
Molecular function (GO): cysteine-type deubiquitinase activity; cysteine-type endopeptidase activity
Source: RefSeq, a predicted model, not a curated record